AUGCUUGGCGAGGCACACACACGGAGAGUGAGAGACAUGUAGCGAGUUCAGUCUUAACUCAGAAAAACCUUUAGACGCCAGAAUAGUUGCAAGAUGGUGCCACUUGGAGGCGUCCGUCGCAUAUUUUUAAUCACACACAUAUCGAGACAGAACGUGUGCUUGGCGGAAGAGUGAAAAUGUUCUGUACUGUUUAUCCUGGCGUCAGUUAGCACGUCUUCCACUACUGCUGCUGUCUCGCAACUACGUUUCAGAAAGAAUUAGGGAAUCGAUAGGCUGGAGUCCACAAUUAGCACAUCGGUCCUCGCGGAGUCACUGAAAUUAUUUCUGCAUCUAUUCCAAACUGGACUAAAACAGCACAAUGAACAACUGCGCAUUUCUACUGAUCCUGGCCGUUCAAAUCUACGCCGAAGGCAUAGAGGGACCAACAGCAGCAGGCUGCACCUUUGACGAGGAUUCUGAGCCCAGUCUGUGUGACUUCACCCAAGGGGAGGAGGAUGACUUUGACUGGCAGCUCUUCAGGACACACAACUCACCCUACGCCUCUUUUGACCUCCUGCGUGGUUCAUAUUUGCUGGUGAACUCUUCCCAGCAUGCUGCAGGGCAUCGCGCCCAGCUCCUGCUGCAGACGCUGAGUGAAAACGACACACACUGCGUCCAGUUCAGCUACUUCCUGUACAGCCGCGAUGGCCACAGUCCAGGGGCACUGCGGGCGUACGUUCGGGUCAACGGCGGCCCGCUGGGUAGCCCAGUAUGGAACACGUCGGGGUCCCACGGACGACAGUGGCACCAAGUGGAGCUGGCUGUCAGCACCUUCUGGCCCAAUGAGUACCAGGUCCUGAUCGAAUCAACUGUUUCCAGGGAGCGGCAAGGCUACAUCGCCAUUGAUGACAUCAUGCUCCUGACCUAUCCCUGUUAUAAGGCGCCCCACUUCUCCCGGCUGGGGGAUGAGGAGGUCAACGCUGGGCAGAAUGCCACCUUCCAGUGUGUGGCAUCGGGCCGGGCAUCGGAAGCUGAGAAGUUCCUCCUGGAGAGGGAGAGAAACGCUGGGCCAAUUGUGCACCGCCCUAUGGGACUCCCAAUCACGAGGCACAGUGGGGACGUGACCUCUACAGCCUUGGUCAAGCACCUGAGUCACCGGCGCUUUGUGGCGUCAUUACAUGUGGACAGUGUGCAGUGCAACAACCAGGACCUGUACCGAUGUGUCACCCAGUCCUCCAGGGGCUCUGGGGUCUCCAACUUCGCUGAACUCAUCGUCAAAGUUCCCCCCUCCCCUAUCGCGCCCCCACAGCUGCUGCGAGCGGGCUCCACAUAUCUGAUUAUCCAGCUCAACACCAACUCCAUCCUGGGAGAUGGCCCUAUUAUCAGGAAGGAGAUUGAGUACCGGGCCAGCCAAUCACCUUGGUCCGAGGUCCAUGGGGUCAACAUGGUCACCUACAAGCUGUGGCACCUGGACCCAGACACGGAGUAUCACAUAAGUGUGUUGCUGACCCGGCCCGGAGAGGGCGGCACCGGACCACCUGGACCACCCCUCGUCAGCAGGACUAAGUGUGCAGAACCCACACGGGCCUUGCAAAGUCUCACAGCCUCAGAGAUCCAGUCCAGGCAGCUGACCCUGCAGUGGGAGACGCUGGCCUACAACUUGACCCGCUGCCACACCUACUCUGUGUCCCUGUGCUACCGCUAUGCCACCUCAGGGGGCGGCAGUGGGCACAACACAACUGUGCGCGAGUGCCUGGCGGUUGAGCACAAUGCCUCACGCUUCACCCUGCGCGACCUGCCGGCCUACCACUCCAUCCAGGUCCGUUUGGCGCUCGCCAACCCUGAGGGCAAGAAGGAGGGGCGGGAGGUCACCUUCCAGACUGAAGAGGACAUUCCCGGUGGCAUCACCCCUGAAUCGCUGACCUUCACUCCCCUGGAAGACAUGAUCUUCCUCAAGUGGGAGGAGCCAGUGGAACCCAAUGGUCUCAUCACCCAAUAUGAGAUCAGCUAUCAGAGCAUUGAGUCGUCUGACCCAGGCAUCAACGUGCCAGGACCUAGGAGAACAGUGUCGAAGCUGAGGAACGAGACCUAUCACAUGUUCUCCAACCUUCACCCUGGCACCACAUAUCUGAUUUCUGUCCGUGCCCGCACAACCAAGGGCUUCGGCCAGACCGCCCUAACUGAGAUCACCACCAACAUUUCUGCUCCAAUGUUUGACUAUGGAGACAUGCUGUCCCCUCUGAGUGAAACAGAGAGCACGAUCACUGUGUUGCUUCGCCCCGCCCUGGGCAGGGGAUCACCCAUCAGUACGUACCAGAUUGUGGUAAAGGAGGAGAGUGGCUGGAAGGUGAAGAGGGAACUGGGGGUUCAGGACUGUUACCCUCUGCCCAUGUCCCAUGGGGAGGCCCAGGCCAGAGGGACCCCCCACUACUACACGGCCGAGCUGCUUCCCAGCAGCCUGCCUGAAGCCAGCCCCUUCACCGUGGGGGACAACCACACCUACAAUGGCUACUGGAACACCCCGCUGGACCCCCGCAAGAGCUACCUCGUCUACUUCCAGGCCAUGAGCAACUUCAGAGGGGAAAGCAGAAUAAACUGCAUCCGAAUAGCCCGCAAAGCAGCCUGUAAGGACCACCGGCGGGCUCUGGAGGUGUCCCAACACUCAGCGGAGAUGGGGCUGAUCCUGGGGGUGUGUGCUGGGGGCCUGGUGGUGCUCAUCCUGCUCCUGGGGGUCAUCAUCAUCAUCAUCAGGAAGGGGAAGCCAGUGAACAUAAAUAAGACACCCAUAACGUACCGUCAGGAGAAGAGUCACAUGGGUUCGAUGGAGCACAGUUUCACUGACCAGAGUACCCUGCAGGAGGAUGAGCGUGUGGCCCUCUCUGCAGCACGCAUGGCACACACCUGCAGCAUGCGCGGUGAGCAGUGUAGCUCAGUGAACGAGUCCAGUAGUCUUCUGGGGGGUUCGUCGCGACGCCAGUGUGGGCGUAAGGGCUCACCCUACCACACCGGUCAACUCCACCCUGCUGUGCGCGUGGCCGACCUUCUCCAGCACAUCAACCAGAUGAAAACUGCAGAGGGGUACGGCUUCAAACAGGAGUACGAGAGCUUCUUUGAUGGCUGGGACUGCACCAAAAAGAAGGACAAAACUAAAGGGAGGCAUGACACGUUGAUGGGAUGUAAGUCAUCAUGGACAUGCCAGCCCUCUUGGGACGAAUGCACUGACAACCGCCACAGAGUCAAGCUCCACCCACUCUUUGGAGACCCCAACUCCGACUACAUCAACGCCAAGUACAUAGACAUUCGGAUUAACAGGGAAGGCUACCAUCGAGCCAACCACUUCAUAGCCACUCAGGGGCCCAAACAGGAGACAGUGUAUGACUUCUGGAGGAUGGUGUGGCAGGAGAACUGCUUCAGCAUCGUCAUGAUCACUAAACUGGUAGAGAUAGGCAGGGUGAAAUGCUGUAAAUACUGGCCUGAUGACAGUGAGAUGUAUGGAGACAUCAAGAUUACACUGCUGAAGCUGGAAACACUUUUGGAGUACACAGUUCGUACUUAUGCCUUGGAGAGGAUGGGCUACUCAGCUAAACACGAGGUGCGUCAGUUCCACUUCACGUCCUGGCCGGAGCAUGGGGUUCCCUACCACGCCACAGGCCUGCUGGCCUUCAUACGACGGGUCAAAGCAUCCACGCCCCCCGAUGCUGGACCUGUGGUCGUCCACUGCAGUGUGGGGGCGGGCCGCACAGGCUGCUACAUCGUGCUGGACGUCAUGCUGGACAUGGCCGAGUGUGAGGGUGUGGUGGACAUCUACAACUGUGUAAAAACUCUCUGCUCACGACGCAUUAACAUGAUCCAGACAGAGGAGCAGUACAUAUUCAUCCAUGAUGCCAUCCUGGAGGCUUGUCUGUGUGGAGAGACGGCAAUCUUGGUGAAUGAGUUUGCACUCAUCUACAAAGACCUGCUGCGGGUGGACUCUCAGAGCAACUCCUCCCAGCUACGAGAUGAGUUCCAGACGUUGAACUCGGUCACCCCUCACCUGGACGUGGAGGAGUGCAGCAUCGCCCUGCUCCCCAGGAACCGGGAGAAGAACCGCAGCAUGGAUGUGCUGCCGCCCGACCGCGUCCUGGCAUUCCUGGUCACCACCGAGGGCGAGAGCAACAACUACAUCAAUGCGGCACUUACUGACAGCUUCCACCAGCCCGGCGCUUUCAUCGUCACCCCUCACCCGCUCCCCGGCACCACCGCCGACUUCUGGAGGUUGGUGUUCGACUACGGCUGCACCUCGGUGGUCAUGCUCAACCAGCUCAACCAGUCCAACUCUGCCUGGCCCUGUGCCCAGUACUGGCCAGAGCCUGGUCUACAGCAGUAUGGGCCAAUGGAGGUUGAGUUCCUGUCCACGUCAGCUGACGACGACGUCAUCUCUCGUCUGUUCUGUGUAAAAAAUGUGACAAGGCUCCAGGAGGGCCAGCUGGUGGUGUGUCAGUUCCAGUUCCUGCGCUGGUCAGCCUACCGCGACGUGCCCGACUCUAAGAAGGCCUUCCUCAGCCUACUGACUCACGUGCACAAGUGGCAGAGGGAGUGUGGAGAUGGCCGCACCAUUGUCCACUGCCUGAACGGCGGUGGGCGCAGUGGGACAUUCUGUGCCAGCACCAUCCUGCUGGAGAUGAUCCAGUACCAGAACAUGGUGGACAUCUUCUACUCCAUCAAGACGCUCCGCAACUCCAAACCCAACAUGGUGGAGUCACUGGACCAAUACCGAUUCUGCUACGACCUUAUCCUGGAGUACUUGGACUGCAUAGAAGAUAGCACGAGAUAGCAAUGUUCUGUAGCUAGUGCAUCUCGUGGGCUUUGACUGCUGACUGGGUUACAUACCCUGUGACCCCCUCAACAUUUACUUUAUUAUUUGGAUUAAUGGGCCUAAGCUGUUGUGAAGGACAACAAUAGAAAAAAAAGGGGGAAGUGCUCCUCACUUUUAACCCUUUAAUGUAACAGCUGUGGUUUCCUCCAUUUUAUUGUUGAUGUUGUUGUUGUCAUUUAUGAUACUUUCAGCUUCAUUUUUGUGCGUUUUUGGUCUUUGCCUCUGAACUGGAGUUCUUUUGUGCUAAAUGUUUCUGUGGCGUCAACGAUGGAGAAACAUGAGAGAGUACCUGUGGAGAGGUUACCCUGCCUUUCAUCAUUUUUCUUCAAACAUGGAUGGCCCGGGCAGUUUUUUGUCUUGUUGAUGAGAGUUCGGAGCUAAAAACAGAAUUUGACUCUACAUGGAAGUGUUCCGGUCUCUCCAAGAGCCACAGCAAAUGCAGUCUACUGUGGUGAAUACAAGAUAUCUCUACCACAAACUGCCUUACCGUCCUCUAACACUGGGGAAGAUAUAGUACAACUCAAUGGAAUGAUUUCAAUGGGCUACAUGAACAACAGUGCUUUGCGUAAUACAUUUUCCAAUUUGGCAGUGCUAUGAUAAAUAGAUGAGUCAUCGAGACAUAGGAGGAUGAAGUACAAUUUUAUGUGUUUGCCACUUUGUGAUGGGCCAACCUGGUAUGUCAUAAGACUGAUCCAAUGCUUAUCAAAUGGGAUGCCUUAAUUUAAUCGUGUCAAUCCCACAGACUGACUUGAAUCCUGUCUUCACUUUGUUCUACUCCUUCAUGUGCAGUGCAUUCUGUUACACCCUUAUUCUAAAAUGGAUGACAUACUUUUUUCCCUCAUCAAUACCCUAUAAUAACAGAGCAAAAACAGUUUUUAUUUUUUUUUAUUUGCAAAUGUAUAAAAAACCGCUGGAAACACCUUAUUUACAUAAGUAUUCAGACCCUUUUCUAUGAGACUCAAAAUUGAGUUCAGGUGCAUCCUGUUUCCAUUGAUCAUCCUUGGGAUGUCUCUACAACUUCAUUGGAGUCCACCUGUGGUAAAUUCAAUUGAUUGGACAUGAUUUCGAAAGGCACACACCUGUCUAUAUAAGGUCCCACAAUUGACAGUGCAUGUCAGAGCAAAAACUAAGUCGUGAGGUCAAAGGAAUUGUCCGUAGAGCUCUGAUACAGGAUUGUGUCUGCAGGACAGAUCUGGGGAAGGGUACCAAAGAAUGUCUGCAGCAUUGAAGUUCACCAAGAACACAGUAGCCUCCAUCAUUCUUAAAUGUAAGAAGUUUGGAACCAUCAGGACUCUUCCUAGGGCCUGCCGCUCGGCCAAACUGCGCCAACGGGGGAGAAAGGCCUUGGUCAGGGAGGUGACCAAGAACCCGAUGGUUACUCUGACAGAGCUCCAGAGUUCCUCUGGGGAGAUGGGUGAACCUUCCAGAAGGACAACAUUUCUGCAGCACUCCACCAAUCAGCCACUCCUCAGUAAAAGGCACAUGAAAGCCCGCUUGGAGUUUGCCAAAAGGCACCUAAAGACUCUCACACCAUGA
Molecule: messenger RNA, 6370 nt
Organism: Salmo salar (Atlantic salmon)
Lineage: Eukaryota; Metazoa; Chordata; Actinopteri; Salmoniformes; Salmonidae
Source: RefSeq, a predicted model, not a curated record